ACUGCGCUACGACGUGACCCCCUAGCGUGACGUGACUUGCGUGCGUACGGGUGGGACUUGUCUCGUGAAGCGCGUUGUUGUGUUGGGGGGGAUGAGCGAGCGCAGGGAAAAGCGCGCCGCUGCCCUGGGCUGCCCCGCGGCGAGCGACUCCAGUCCGCCAACGGUCCCUGAGAGCAAAAUUCUUUUACCCUCACGGUAGAAACUGGAUGCCGAAACGUUCCCCGGGGGGCGCGGAGAGCACCGGAACGGCUUCCCUUUUUCCAAUCACCGCAGAAUAAAGAACCGAAAGUAAUCGCCCGUUGCAUGAGAACACUGUGUACGGAGUUGCCGACGCUCAGCGGGCCUGCGCCGCCAUCGCUUUGAAAGGGGCUCCAGGUUAGCGACCGUCUUCAGCCAGCGAAAGUGUUCGCAGAGCCGAGCAACACGGAUCUUCAAGAUGAGGAAGAAAGCUCGGCACCAACGAGUCCCAGUGCCUCAAAGGUCACCGUCUCCCAUUAAGCCGUCCCCAAACAAGCAGAUCUUGACCUAUGCCCAGGCACAGCGCAUGGUGGAGAUGGAGAUUGAUGGUCGUGUCCAUCGACUCAGUAUCUAUGAUAAGCUGGGUGUGGUCUCUGAUGAUGAUCCCAUGGUGCAGGAGAUGAUGGAGUGCACCAGCAACAAAGAGAAUACAGAGAAACCCCAGCAGCAGGUCCUCCUGAGGUCUGUCCGGCUUAAAAACAACCAGGAGAAGAGGAAUGCGGCACUAGGAAUAACCAGUCAUGGGAAAGGAGUGGGACAUCAUGCCAGUUGCAAUGUGGGACCAAAGCUCCCAGAACCAAAGUUUCGUACAGUGGAGUAUAACCUGCCUGCAGUUCCCAAGCGACCAGCUGCGUUUUAUAAAUUUAUGGAGAAGACAGAGGAAGAGCUGGAUGAGGAAACUGAAUAUGACAUGGACGAAGAGGAUUAUGCAUGGCUGGAUCUGGUCAAUGAGAAGCGGCGGAGUGAAGGGGUCAGCCAGGUUUCUCAUAAUGUCUUUGAGUUCCUGGUGGACCGAUUUGAGAAGGAGCUUCACCUGGAGAGCCUGGGUCAAGGCGCGGAGCAGCAGGUUCCCAUCGAUGAGGAUGCCGUCUGCUGCAUCUGCAUGGAUGGGGAGUGCCAUAACAGUAACGCUAUUCUGUUCUGCGACAUGUGCAACCUGGCAGUGCACCAGGAGUGUUAUGGCGUGCCCUACAUCCCUGAGGGCCAAUGGCUGUGCCGGCAUUGCUUGCAGUCGCCCACCCAGCCAACAGACUGCAUCCUCUGUCCCAACAAGGGUGGAGCAGUGAAAAAGACGGACGACGGCCGCUGGGGUCAUGUGGUGUGCGCCCUGUGGGUUCCUGAGGUUGGCUUUUCCAACACAACCUUCAUUGAGCCUAUCGAUGGGGUCAGCCAUAUACCCCCUGCACGCUGGAAGCUCACCUGUUACCUCUGCAAGGAGAAAGGUGUCGGUGCUUGCAUCCAGUGCCACAAAGCCAACUGCUAUACUGCCUUCCACGUCAGCUGUGCUCAAAAGGCUGGCCUCUUCAUGAAGAUGGAGCCAAUCAAGGAGGUAACUGGGUCGGGCGAGCCUACAUUCUCUGUGAGGAAGACUGCAUAUUGUGGGGCGCACACACCCAGUGGCUGUGUCAAAAGGCCUCUCACCAUUUACGAUGAUGCAAAACCCAAAAACGGACUAUGUAAGAAAGUGGAGAGGGGAAAAGGAACCAGGAGGAGAAAAUCAAAAGGGAAACGGCAGAAGAAGAGUAAGAACUCAGAGCCUGAACCUGAAGAAAUGCUUUCAACGGUUGUUCCUAAUUUUCCCCCUCACAGGUUACAAAGUAUUCUAAAUCAGGUGUCAGUCCAGAAGAAGAGGGCGUUUGUAGAUCUGGUCUUGAAUUACUGGACACUGAAGAGGCAAUCAAGGAAUGGACUACCCCUGAUCAGGCGCCUUCAGACAAGCAUGCAGUCCCAGAAGAGCUCACAACCGAGGCAAAGUGAGGAGGAGAGUAGGGCUCUAAAAGAGCAGUUAAAGGAGUGGCAUCGUCUCCGACAUGACCUGGAGAGAGCCCGGCUGCUGCUGGAGCUGAUACGUAAGAGAGAGAAGCUCAAGAGGGAAGAGAUGAAGUUGCAGCAAACCCUGCUGGAGAUGCAGUUGACUCCUUUCAGUAUUCUGCUCAGGACACUUCUGGAUAAGCUCCAGGAGAAAGACCAGGCCAGGAUCUUUGCCCAGCCCGUCGACAUCAAUGAGGUUCCCGACUACCUGGACCACAUCAAGAACCCAAUGGACUUCGCCACCAUGCGGCAACGCAUCGAUGCCCAGGGCUAUCACAACUUGGAUCAGUUUGAAAAUGACUUCAACCUCAUUAUUGACAACUGCAUGAAGUACAACUCCAAAGACACCUACUUCUACCGGGCUGCCAUGCGCCUCCGUGACCAGGGAGGGGCCUUGCUCAGGAAGACACGGCGCGACGUGGAGAGAAUUGGCUUUGACGUGGAGAGUGGUAUGCACCUGGUUGAGGUCCCCAAGAUUGAAGCACCACCACAGUUUUCUUGGGAGGAUGUGGACCGUAUACUGGUUCCAGCCAAUCGAGAGCAUAUGUCUCUUGACAAGCAGCUACACCAGCUCCUGGAGAAGUUUGACCUUACUUGUGCCAUGAAGUCCAGCCCGUCCCGCAGCAAGCGCCUCAAACUGCUCAAAAAGACCAUCAACGAUGUGCGCAAUGAGAUGAGCUUGAAGAGGGUCUUGCCCUCCCACCUCCACACUCCUUCAAUCUUUUCUUCCUCUGCUUCCUCAUCCUCAGCCUCCUCUUCAGCUUUUCCCUAUCCACAGCUGGGUAAAGCUAAUGAGGAGAGUGUAACAACCAAUGGGCACUUCCCAGAUGAUGAAGGAGACAAGUCCCUUCCUCCCAAGCUGGAGCUGUCGGACUCCAUUCCUCCUCUUAUUCACACAGAUGGAGACCCUGAGCCUCCCACCCUCAAACCAAUCGACGCCGCCCCUGACUGCAAUGAAAAGGCCCACAGCAAGCGAGUUAAGUUCGACGGGGACAAACCUGAUGUGCUGUCCCCUCCCCCACGCCUCAAUGGCCAUUGCCACACUGACUCCAACUCACACAAUCCCUUGCUGGCUGGAGAAGUGAGUGUGGUGGCAACAUCAACGCUCGCCGAGCCCACUGGCACAGUCAGCCGACGAACUGCCGUGCUCUUCCGCAAGUCAAAGAGUGCCAGCCCCCAUAAGCCCCAGCGUGGUGGAGGUGACAACAGUGCAGGAGCAUUGGAAGGGGAAGGGGACGCUGGAGGGGAAAGGAAUGAGACCAUGGAAGAGGAUGAGGAGGGUGCUCAGCUGGGCUCAAAGUCCAUCCUGUCGGUGGUCAUCCCCAGGCUAGAGACUCUACUCCACAGCAGGAAAAGGAGGCGCAGUGGCAGCGGGGACAGAGACGACGAGGAAGACAAAGAAGGGGAGGGAGAGGUGGAGAGAGGGGGCGAGUCCCCAGUCAAACAACUGGAUUCAGGCCUGUCCAAUGGUUUCAUGGAGGACGGGGAGGAGAAGGAGCUAGAAGGCAGUAGACCCCUCAAGCCGCGGAGACGAUGUGCCUCUGAGUCCUCCAUAUCGUCCUGCAGCAGCCUACAGGGCAGUACCAGCACCACUCUCAGUCUUCCAAAAUGUGGGAAGGGGAAACCUGCUCUGGUACGGAGGAACACUGUGGAUGACAAGAGCGAGCUUAUUGCCUGCAUCGAAAAUGGGAAUUUUGCAAAAGCAGCCCGAAUCGCCGCUGAGGUUGGCAACAGCAGUAUUUGGAUGCCUGCUAGUGCUUCAACAGUCGCACUGGAACCCCUAAAGCUAGUUUGGGCCAAAUGUAGUGGAUACCCCUCCUACCCUGCCUUGAUCAUAGACCCGCACAUGCCGCGGGUGGGCUGCCAGCACAACGGGGUAUCCAUUCCCAUGCCACCCAUGGACGUGCUUCGCAUUGGGGAGCAGAUGCAAUACAAGGCCGAAGAGAAGCUCUACCUCGUUCUGUUCUUUGACAACAAGCGCAGCUGGCAAUGGCUUCCUAGGUCCAAGAUGGUCCCUCUGGGGAUGGACAAAACCAUAGAUAAGAUCAAGAUGAUGGAGGGGCGUACAUCCAGCAUCCGCAAGGCUGUCCAGAUAGCCUUCAGCCGUGCCAUGAACCAUCUGAGCAUAGUGCAGGAUGAGCCAGUGAGCGACCUCAGUGAUGUGGACUAAUGAC
Molecule: messenger RNA, 4223 nt
Organism: Lampris incognitus (smalleye Pacific opah)
Lineage: Eukaryota; Metazoa; Chordata; Actinopteri; Lampriformes; Lampridae
Gene: brd1a
Product: bromodomain containing 1a
Exons: 13
Coding region: 437-4219 (1260 amino acids)
Biological process (GO): regulation of transcription by RNA polymerase II
Cellular component (GO): MOZ/MORF histone acetyltransferase complex
Molecular function (GO): protein binding
Source: RefSeq, a predicted model, not a curated record